Molecule: messenger RNA, 309 nt
Organism: Punica granatum (pomegranate)
Lineage: Eukaryota; Viridiplantae; Streptophyta; Magnoliopsida; Myrtales; Lythraceae
Source: RefSeq, a predicted model, not a curated record
AUGGGCAGAUUCACGGAGCUGCUCAACAAGUACCGCGAGGCUACCCUGGGAAUCCACUGCUCUGUCUCCGGCACCUCCAUCACUGGCCUCUACACCGCCAUCAAGAACUAUGCCAUGGCAGAGCAGGAGGCAGGCACGAAGUGGAAUCGUACUACGGAGCUGGCUGCCUCCACGGGCAGAGCCCUGACACGGGCAGUGCUGUGUAAUAAGGGGCUGUUUCCAGUGAGGGUCCCGAUCAUGAUGGCGUCGGCGCCUCGGGUGGCGAGGUUCCUGGCUAGGAGGCGGAUUAUCAAGGACAGUGGACGAUGA